Molecule: messenger RNA, 2780 nt
Organism: Bactrocera oleae (olive fruit fly)
Lineage: Eukaryota; Metazoa; Arthropoda; Insecta; Diptera; Tephritidae
Product: very long chain fatty acid elongase AAEL008004
Biological process (GO): fatty acid elongation, polyunsaturated fatty acid; very long-chain fatty acid biosynthetic process; fatty acid elongation, monounsaturated fatty acid
Cellular component (GO): endoplasmic reticulum membrane
Molecular function (GO): fatty acid elongase activity
Source: RefSeq, a predicted model, not a curated record
CGAUCACACACACACAUAUUCGAUAUGUGAAUGAAUGCGAACAAUCGGCACUUUGGCGUUGAGCGCAUGCGUCAAGUGUAAAUGUGUCUCAUACUCAUAUGAGUAAACUCAUACUUGCAGCGCGAGCAAUUUUGGUCAAACUUGGGAGGCAGACACAUGCGAAAGCACAUAUACACAUACAAAGAUGAACAAAAAGAAAAAAUCACCACCACCAUUGUGGGCCCUCCGAUUGAUAGCAAACGUGACGAUAGCAACGGCCGCGACAGCGUCGCGCUGCAGGUGAAAAGAUGGAAGCGAAUCGAAUAGAAGACGCUAGGCUCCGAUCGUACAGCAGUUAGUCUGUGGAAGUUAUUCGAACCGUUAAGUGCUAACCAGCCGAAAACCUAGUGUAACGAGCAGGCGAGCAAUCAAAAAAAUCCAAUUCAUCUGUAUAAAAAGUGCUGAGCAGUGUUGCGGACAAAAGCUAUUUCAAUUAACGACUAUUGACUAGCACCUGCUAGAAAUAAAUAAAAAUAUAUAAAUAUAUAUAAUAAACGAAUUAAGCUAUAGUUGUGGUGGCGUAGGGUUCGGCGGUUAGUGUUGUGGUGCUGUGCGGUGUGUGCGAUCUGCGAACUGAUUUUUGCGAAAUUUGGUUUUUAAAGGAACUGCCAGUGCUUUGGCGAAAAGAACGCGCUGCAGUAUUAACAUAGCGGAUAGUCAUUUACACAAAAUAAUAUAUAAGCUAUUUCCGUUGUGUACGAAUUUCCGGAAGUCUCUGACUCAACAAAACUAAACUAUUUAAACAGUAAAUAACUGUAAUAUCCAUACAGUUUGGAAAAUGUCAGCUGUACGAAUGAAUGAUACGAAUACGAUUGUUGAUCGUAUGGUCAACUUUCUGGUGGAACAUGAGGAUAUGCGUACAAAGAGCUGGUUCCUGUCGAAUGCUCCCGGUCCGCUCUUUAUGAUUUUGGCCGGUUACUUGUAUUUCUGUUUGUAUGCGGGACCACGUUACAUGCGCGAUCGCAAGCCAUUCGAGUUGAAAACAACACUGUUGGUAUACAAUGCUGUGCAGGUGCUAUUUAGUUGGGUGCUAUUCUAUGAGGGUUACAAAGCCGGCUGGGGUGGACACUACAAUUUCCGCUGCCAACCGGUCACCUAUGCGACAGAUCCGAUUUCCAUGAGGAUGGCGCGCGCUGUUUGGUUGUACUACAUCGCCAAACUCACGGAACUGCUCGACACCGUGUUCUUCGUCUUGCGCAAAAAGCAACGGCAAAUCUCCUUCCUGCAUUUGUACCACCACACCCUGAUGCCCAUUUGCGCCUUCGUGGGAGUCAAAUAUUUCGCCGGCGGUCAUGGUACUUUACUGGGAUUCAUUAACUCUUUCAUACAUAUCAUCAUGUACGCCUAUUACUUGCUCUCUGCCAUGGGUCCCAAGGUCCAGAAGUACUUGUGGUGGAAGAAAUACAUUACCAUUCUCCAAAUUAUUCAAUUCCUAAUCAUCUUCGUGCACACUCUUCAAAUUCAAUUCCAACCCAGCUGUAAUUUCCCAAAACCAAUUGCUGCUCUGCUCACCUUUAACGCCGGCCUUUUUACAUACAUGUUCAGCUCCUUCUAUAUUAAAAACUACAACAAGGAGGUUGCCCAAAAGGCCAAGGCGGAUGCAGCUGCCAAACAGGAUUGAGCUGUUCUUCUCAUAUACUUUGCUGUUCUAUAUAUUUAUUUCAAUACUUUGGGCACUUUUUUAUGUGCAGACUUUAGACACUGAGCACUUACAUAUGAAAUUCAAAAUCAUCAAGCUUGUCAAGCGACAGUUGCUGCUUGAUUUGAGUUCUUCAAAAUGCGGCAAAAGUGUCUUACCUCUGGAAAAGCAUUCCGACUGUUCGAGUAGAUUCAUCGUCGAUUAUGGUUUUGUUAAAUACAUUAAUAUUGAGAGAGGAAUUGAAAUUUAUAAAGAAAAUUUUCAAGGGUAGUUAAUGUACGUUUGUACAGUAGACUUGUAGAUUUGUAGAUAGUGCUUGUACGCCCUUAUGUACAUAUAAUAUAACACAUACAUACAUACAUACUAUAUGUAUAUUUAGUUAACAAUUAGUUUAGUAAUUGUAAUCAUAAGUGUAAAUUGUAGUGCAAUUACUUCUUGCAUUUGCACAAGUAAUUUGAUAAACUUCUGCUUACAUAUAUUUAAGUUAUAGAUCGAUCGCUGCGCUUUUGCUACAAGCCCAUUCGCCUCACUCCGAGUCCAUAAUUCGAUAUUUAUUAUCGUACAAUUUUAAAAGUGCAAUGGAACCAAAUAUUUUGCUUUAGUUUAAUUAAUUGUAAAAUAUGUAAUCAAUGCUUGAUUUUUAUAUACCCUCAACGACACACAUACAUAUUUACAUAAUUAUGAUUAUGUAACGGUAAAUAGUAUACCUUAAUUCCUGCCUACAAAUAAGUAUGAAUGCAUCUCAUGUAACAGAACAGUACCAAGUAAUUUGAUUAAAUUACAUGAAAUUACAAUUUACAUGUUAUUGGUUCUGGUCCGUCACAGCAGAUUUGAAUAACGAACAAAAAAAUAGUUUUAAAAUUAUAUAUUAUUAAUUUUUGAAUGAAAUUGAAUUCUUUUUGGAAUCUUACACACAUUUUCAUAAAAUUACAUAGAAAUAUGUACAAAAGUAAAUAUAGGUAUAUACUUGUAUAUAUUAAUAUACAUAUGUGCGUGCUAUAGCUUUCCUAGUGCGUUGUGGAUGUGUACCAGACGGCUUGAAUUUUUACUAUGUAUGUAUAUUCCUGGUAACCCAAAACGAAUAAAUGUUUUUAGACAUGAA